GCACACAUAGAAACCAGAUUUUAUUAUUUAUUUUGGUUUCUCUGCUGUGCGAAAAUUUUCGUGGCGCCAAAUAUACAGCUUAAAAGAAAACUAUGGACAGCGAGAAAGCCAACAAUAGCACAACAGCAUUAGAGAAAUGGGGCUUCCAGCUGCAGGAGCUCUAUCGUCUCGCGUUUACAUUCUAUAAACAAAACUCUGGCAAGGCCAUACACUUGUCCUACGAAGAUAAUCUAAAGCUAAUAGCUUUUAAACAGCAGGCUUCGCUCGGUCCAUUUAACACAAAUCAUGCGCCGGCAUUGGGUGUACUGGAUGUAAUUGGACGGGAUCGCCAGCAGCACUGGCAGCUGUUGGGAGAUAUAACGCGAGAGCAGGCCAUGGAAGGAUUCAUAGAUCUCUUGGACACCAUGUGCAGUGCUUUUCGGCCAUACAUUGAGGCCGUGCGCCAGAAUCGUGAUGAAACACUAAAGGCCGAACUGCGACGAAUGGAACAGGAGAAGGCGGCUCAAGAGCAACGUGAACGUGAACAGCAGGAAGUGCUCGAAGAGGGCUACAAGGAGGAACUUCAACGGCGUCAGCUGCAGGAUGCGCUCAACAAGCAGACAUAUCAGCAGUUCAAGCUCUACGCCGAAAAGCAGUUUCCUGGGAAUCCUGAACAGCAGGCCGUGCUUAUACAUCAGCUGCAGCGCGAGCAUUAUCAUCAGUAUAUGCAGCAAUUGCAUUUGCAGAAUCAAGCCCUGAACCAGAGCGCAACUAAUCCACAGCAACAGAUGAUGCCAGACAAGGAUAGUGUGUCGACAGAGGUGCACCACCACAACAAUAAUAACCAACACAGUGAAUGUGCUGCAGGUAGUACAGAUUUGGCCAAUGCUAUGGGCGCACUACAACUUGGCGACUUUGGGGCCCAGCAUCAGGAGCAGAUGCAUCAAGAGCAUUCUCCAGCUGCUGGAGACGCUGAGCAGCAGGCCGAGCAUGGUGUGUGCGAUGAGUAUGAUGAUUAUGUGAUGAUACGGCCAGCCAAAAUUUGGACACGCCCCGAUAUCGAACAGUUCAAGACUGAAGUGUCUGCCGGUGAUGGUGAUGGCGUCAUAACCAUUGGACAUGGUGACACUGUAACGGUCCGUGUACCGACAAAUCUCAACGGCAAGUGCAUCUUUUGGGAGUUUGCUACAGAUAAUUAUGACAUCGGCUUUGGUAUUUACUUUGAGUGGGCUAAGCCCGUUACCAAUGAGGUGACAGUGCAUGUCAGCGACAGCGAUGAGGAUGAAGACUGUGUAGAUGAAGAUUAUCUGUCUACCACAGAGGAUCUGGAGUCGGGUUCUAUGUCCAAUGAUCACAAUGUAAUGGGUGGUCAAAGUUCGUCCGCAGUGUCCAAGGCACCCAUCUCAAUUAUUGUGCCAAUCUAUCGUCGUGAGUGUUACAAUGAGGUCUACGUCGGCUCACACACGUAUCCCGGCGAAGGCGUUUAUCUGCUUAAGUUCGACAAUAGCUAUAGUAUCUGGCGCUCCAAGACGCUCUACUAUCGCGUCUACUAUGAACGAUAAGGCCAAAAUUUACAGUGUUUGUGCGCUGAAUUUACUUACUAUAACUAUAAACUAUAUAUGUACACAUGAUCGGGUGUGUAUGAUGUAUGCACAUACAUAUGUAACUAUGUAGACAAAUAUCCUUAUACAUAUGUACAUACUACAUACAUCAAUUAGAAGCAGCACUUUUCGACAUGCAUUAAUUUAUUAAGGAUGCAAUGAUGAU
Molecule: messenger RNA, 1746 nt
Organism: Drosophila busckii
Lineage: Eukaryota; Metazoa; Arthropoda; Insecta; Diptera; Drosophilidae
Product: Golgi resident protein GCP60
Exons: 4
Coding region: 93-1541 (482 amino acids)
Cellular component (GO): Golgi membrane
Molecular function (GO): fatty-acyl-CoA binding
Source: RefSeq, a predicted model, not a curated record